Apus apus (common swift) is the source of this 1294-nucleotide messenger RNA. RefSeq names its product CaM kinase like vesicle associated (gene CAMKV). The transcript is spliced from 11 exons. The record is from RefSeq and is a predicted model, not a curated record. Gene Ontology annotation, cellular component: intracellular anatomical structure. Gene Ontology annotation, molecular function: calmodulin binding; ATP binding; calcium/calmodulin-dependent protein kinase activity. NCBI's taxonomy places the organism in Eukaryota, Metazoa, Chordata, Aves, Apodiformes, Apodidae. Bases 95 to 1294 code for a protein of 399 amino acids. Gene Ontology annotation, biological process: peptidyl-serine phosphorylation.
CCUGGAAGGAGGGUGCCCAGGUGUCACGCAAGCUGAGGGCACCCAUCUUGCAGGCAUUGCUUGGGCAGACACAGAGGCAGCACCGGGCUCUGCGAUGCCGUUUGGCUGCGUGACGCUGGGAGACAAGAAAGAUUAUAACCAGCCGUCCGAGGUGACCGACAGAUAUGACCUGGGCCAGGUCAUCAAAACGGAGGAGUUCUGCGAAAUCUUCCGGGCCAAGGAGAAGACAACGGGGAAGCUGUACACCUGCAAGAAGUUUCUGAAGCGGGAUGGGCGGAAAGUGCGGAAGGCGGCCAAAAAUGAGAUCAUCAUCCUCAAAAUGGUGAAGCACCCCAAUAUCCUGCAGCUGGUGGAUGUCUACAUCACCCGCAAGGAGUAUUUCAUCUUCCUGGAGCUGGCCACCGGCCGGGAGGUCUUCGACUGGAUCCUGGACCAGGGUUACUACUCGGAGAAGGACACCAGCAACGUCAUCCGGCAGGUGCUGGAGGCUGUCGCCUACCUGCACUCACUCAAAAUUGUCCACAGGAAUCUCAAGCUGGAGAACCUGGUGUACUAUAACCGCCUGAAGAACUCCAAGAUUGUCAUCAGUGACUUCCACCUGGCCAAGCUGGAGAACGGGCUCAUCAAGGAACCCUGCGGCACCCCGGAGUACCUGGCUCCAGAGGUGGUGGGGCGGCAGCGGUAUGGGCGGCCGGUGGACUGCUGGGCCAUCGGUGUCAUCAUGUACAUCCUCCUUUCUGGGAACCCCCCCUUCUAUGAGGAGACAGAUGAGGAAGACUAUGAGAACCAUGACAAGAAUCUCUUCCGCAAAAUCCUGGCUGGGGACUAUGAGUUUGACCCACCAUACUGGGAUGACAUCUCGCAGGCAGCCAAGGAGCUGGUGACGCGCCUGAUGGAGGUGGAGCAGGACCAGCGGAUCACGGCGGAAGAGGCCAUCUCCCACGAGUGGAUCUCUGGCAAUGCCGCCUCUGACAAGAACAUCAAGGAUGGUGUCUGCGCCCAGAUUGAGAAGAACUUCGCUCGGGCCAAGUGGAAGAAAGCCGUGCGAGUGACCACGCUCAUGAAACGCCUGCGGGCGCCUGAGCAGACAGAGACGGCUUCGGCCCCGGCCACCACCGCUGCCACCACCGCUGCCACCGCCGCCACGGAAACGGCGGCCCCCGCGGACUCCAGCCCGCCGCCCGCAGCCGCGCAGCCCCCGGCCCCCGCCACGCCGCCCGCCACCACGUGUAACGGGGACGGGGCUGCUACCGAUGACACCGCCACCGAGUCUCCCGGCGAGCAGACCGGCUGA